AUGUCGGCAUCCCGCUUCAGACCUAUUCGACCUCAUAUUCCAGGUGCUACAGCUUCUGUAGUUGACGAAUCAGAAAAUGACACAGUAAAUAACGUCUCGAUAAAGAGACGAUCAACCGCUUGCAAUGAAUGUCAGCGUCGACGAACAAAGUGUAUUUCUGGAAUCCCGUGCUUAGAGUGCACGAAACGCAACUCUCGUUGUAUUUUCGAAGAGAGUUCUGACAAGCGACGCAAGAGCUACGAAAGAAAGAUAGAAGAACACCUGAGAUACUACCGAGGAUUAUUGGAUGACCUUUUGGAAGCAAUACGGCAUUCAAGUGAUGAUAACGUCGAUCGUAUCUUCAAUAUAGUGCGGUCUGGAUCAUCAAUAAGCGAAAUACAGUCCAUGGUGAAAGAAGGUCUUUCGGAGAGUGAAUCUUUUCGUCCUGCUCCGUGA
This is a messenger RNA of Penicillium waksmanii, 435 nucleotides long. RefSeq names its product Zn(II)2Cys6 transcription factor domain-containing protein. The record is from RefSeq and is a predicted model, not a curated record. Lineage: Eukaryota; Fungi; Ascomycota; Eurotiomycetes; Eurotiales; Aspergillaceae. Bases 1 to 435 code for a protein of 144 amino acids. Gene Ontology annotation, biological process: regulation of DNA-templated transcription. The transcript has 2 exons. Gene Ontology annotation, molecular function: DNA-binding transcription factor activity, RNA polymerase II-specific; zinc ion binding.